AUGUCCAAGUUUUCUCUCCAAGGUCGCACCGCACUGGUGACAGGAGGCGCCCGAGGAUGCGGUCUAGCUUUUGCGCGUGGGCUAGCAGAGGCAGGAGCGAAUAUUGCUAUCUUCGAUGUCAUAGCACCGGAUGAAGCUUUCGGCUUAAUUGAAAAUGAAUUCGCUGUGAGGACCGCUUAUUACAAAGUGGAUGUUUCCUCCCAAGAAGCCCUCCAAAACGGCUUCAUCGAAUUUCAAAAAGAAUUUGACAAUGCACUGGAUAUCUGUGUUCCUUGCGCCGGAAUCAAUCGUCAUCUCCCAUUCCUAGAAUUCACCUUCAAAGACUAUCAAGACCUUCUCUCGAUCAACGUGCUCGGACUAUACUUUACAGCCCAAUUGGCAGCCAAGCAGAUGAUCGCGAAUGGGACAAAACAUGGCAGCAUUGUUCUUGUGGCCAGUAUGGCAAGUCACAUUGCCAUACGCGACCAGCUAUGCAGUGCAUACUGUGGGACAAAAGGAGCAGUUAGGUCAAUGUGUCCCGCGAUCGCAAAAGAGCUCGCAGAAUACAAUAUUCGCGUCAAUUCAAUCUCUCCAGGCUAUGUCCGGACCGAAAUGACUGCAGCUUUCCCCCAUCUUCUCGAAAGCUGGAAAUCGGAAGCGAUGAAUGGACGGGUUGCCGAGCCGGAGGAUAUUAUGGGAGCUUGUGUGUUCUUGGCUAGUGACGCGAGUUCAUACAUGACGGGGCAGGAUAUCAUUGUAGAUGGGGGAGUGAGUCAUCAUGAAGGAUAUAGCUUUGGCCCUGUUGAUGCGACUACAGUUGUAGUGGUCGGGGCAGGCCCAUCUGGUUUGAUGCUUGCGUGCAAUCUUGCUCGUUUUGGAAUUGACGUUGCUAUCCUUGACGAUCGCCCUGACAGAACCUCCACAGGCAAAGCAGAUGGCAUGCAGCCCAAGACCAUCGAAACUUUCAAGCAGAUGCGACUUGCAGAGCCCUUGCUGAAGAACGCGGCUUUCGUAUAUGACAUUUCCUUUUGGCAAUCCGCAGCAGACGAAUCACUUCACCGAACAGGUCGUCAAACGCACUACCCUGAGCAUCUUGUUGGAGCAUCCGAUCCGUAUAUCCUCCUAGCUCACCAGGGAAUGAUUGAAGAGGUUCUGAUUGAUGAUAUGGAGUCGAGAGGCGUUUCCGUGACGCGCAAUGCCCGCUUCUUAUCCUGCGCAACGGGACCAGGGCAGCUGGAGGUUUCUUACGAAGACCUGUCAACCAAUACAGUCAAAAGUAUCCGUGCAGAUUAUCUCGUUGGGUGCGAUGGUGCAAGGUCGAAAGUGCGAACCUUCAUUCCGGACGCUGAGCUCGAGGGUGAAAUGACCAACGCAUCAUGGGGCGUUCUAGAUGGUGUCAUUGAGACCGAUUUCCCCGACUUGUGGAGCAAGGUAGCAGUCCGCUCCCACACUGCUGGAUCGAUUCUCUGGAUUCCUCGAGAACGCAAUAUGACCCGGUUAUAUGUUGAGCUAAGCGCAACAGAUGGAGAAAGAGUGGAUAAAGCAAAGGCAACAACGGAGUAUGUCAUGCAACGGGCAAAGGAGGCAAUGAAGCCAUUCGAACUUGACUGGAAGACAGUAGAAUGGUUUGGGAAUUACGUGGUUGGCCAACGAGUGGCGAAACACUUCAUGGAUCCCGAUGCAAGGAUCUUUAUCGCCGGGGAUGCUGGCCAUUGUCAUUCAGCGCUCGCAGCUCAAGGUGCCAAUACCAGCAUGCACGAUAGUUUCAAUUUGGCAUGGAAACUCAACCUCGUGAUUCGUGGGCUAGUCAAGCCAUCUUUACUAUCUACAUAUGAAGAAGAGCGACGCAAGAUUGCCAAUGAUCUUAUAAGUUUUGAUACAGAGCAUUGCAAAGCAUUUGAGCAGGGGGAAGUGGCUUUGGCAAAGAAUUUCAACGACAAUAUCAGAUUCAUCUCGGGCGUGGGAGCUGAGUACUCUGUCGGCAUGUUAAGUCGUGCUAGUUGUGUAUCUAGACCACUUCAUCCUGGUGGAUUGCAAGUUCCAGCUAAGGUAACACGUUAUAUUGAUGCGAAUCCGGUGGAUAUUCAACUUGAUAUUCCUCUGCUGGGUCAAUUCCGCAUCUAUUUCUUUGUUCCAGAUGUUCCAGUCUCGUUGGAAUUCUUGAAUACUCUUUGUGGAUGGUUGUCCAAUGAGCUCAAUGCGAUGGUUAUCCAAUCAAAGCAGUCAUACAAUAAGCGACCCCGGGGAUUGGCCCUAGCAGAUGAGUUCAUGUCGCCGCAAAGAUACACCACUGUGUCCGAUAUUUUUACAUAUGCAAUGGUGACCCGGUCCACCAGGUCGGACUUUGAGAUUGCAGACUUACCGCAGCUGUUGCAAGAUAGUCGGUGGACUUUAUAUCUUGAUAUAAAUGCCACACAGAAGUGGUUUGGAGAGCUUGAGGAGAGAGUUGGAAUCGCGAUUGUGCGUCCUGAUGGAUAUUGCGGAAGCAUUGAAACAUGGGGACUGGAGUCAGCAGUUCAAGCAGGACAAUGGAUAGAAGACUACUUUGCAUUUAUGAUGUAG
Molecule: messenger RNA, 2541 nt
Organism: Penicillium odoratum
Lineage: Eukaryota; Fungi; Ascomycota; Eurotiomycetes; Eurotiales; Aspergillaceae
Exons: 10
Coding region: 1-2541 (846 amino acids)
Molecular function (GO): oxidoreductase activity; FAD binding
Source: RefSeq, a predicted model, not a curated record